ACGACAAAUGAAGGAUGUCAUUGACAAGAAUGUAAAUAAUUGUGAAUUAUAUUUUGAUUGGUGAAUUUUAAAAUUUAUCUAAUCAGAACUAAUAUAUUACACAAAAUAAUCAAUUAAAAUCGCCUUGAAAUUAUAGAAAAUUACUAAAUUAAGGUUUUAAAAUGUUAAAUCUCAGAUUAUUAUUAUUCAGUGUUGCUUUCUUGAGUCCCAUUCUUCAAAUAAAAGGAGAUGAUUUCAAAGAAGAAAUGUUCAUCAAACCAUUGCCACCAUCUCACCUUUAUGUUUAUUUUCAAUUCCUAACGUUAGCAAACGGAGAAGAAUCUUUUGAACAUUCCCACCUUGCACCUCGCUCUUUAGGAGAAAUUGUGUCCAGAUAUCAAGUGGAAGAAUUACAUCUGACAUUGACCGAAGGACAGUGGAAACACAAUACAUGGGGUUAUCCAGUAUUGGAUGCAGCUCCUGGUGCAGAAUUGUAUGCGUGGUUCGCCCCUGAUGUUGUAGAUGUUGAUACACAAUGGAAGAAGUUAAGCUCAACUUUGUCUGGACUAUUUUGUGCAUCAUUGAAUUUUAUUGAAAACAUGAACACUGUAUCUCCUAAAAUGGCUCUGUGGCCAACGGGGGCAUACAGUAAAUCACAUCAGAAUAUAACUUCACAGCUGAGAUAUGCUUCCCUGCCCCGUGAAAUUGUGUGCACUGAAAAUCUAACCCCUUGGAAAAAGCUACUGCCAUGUGAAUCUAGUCAUGGGUUUUCAUCCCUUCUCAAUUCUAGGAUGAUCCACAAUACAAACUACCAUUCGAUUGGUGUUCACAUCAGAAGAAUGUGUUCUGGUAGUAAUUGCUUGGAUACUAGUCUAGAAAUUAAACAGACUGUGGCACUUGUGUAUGAUUUUAAAAUUUUAAACACCAUGGAUUGGUCACUUAGAAAGUUGUUCGGGCAAGGUUUACCUGGGGCGUGCCCCCUUUCAUCUUCGAGCAGAAUUUAUGUGGAUAUAACUUCGAAUAGUUCAUACCCAUUUAAGCUACUUCCUGAGCCAAACAGUAUUAUGUUUUCACAUAGAGGCGGUAGUAAAACUGAACUGGCUGUGUACGAAAUAAAUCAUUCCAAUAUGAUGAACAUUGGUGCAAAAUAUGAAAUGAGGAAUAAAAUAUUUGUGAACAUUCCACCACCUUUAACUUUCAACCGAUAUGUUCUGGGGUAUGGUAAAGAAUUUGGUGGAAUAGUUACCGAGUUAUCAAAUAAUUACUGGGCGCCUAUAGAUGUUGUGCUAUUAGAGAAUGCACCUUGGUGGCUACCAAUUCAGCUCAGCACAUUAAGAAUCAAUGGUGAAGCAGAGAGUAAAUUAAUAAUGUCGCAAUAUUAUUCACCAGGAAGAAGUAGACAGAAACCUUACCAUUUAGAACUAUUACUCAAACUACCACCAAAAUCAACAACAACAGUAACUAUAGAUUUUGAAUUUGUCUUUCUCAAAUGGCAAGAGUAUCCUCCUGAUGCAAAUCAUGGAUUUUAUGUAGGAUCUGCAUUACUUUCUGCUAAUCUACCAACUGCAAAAAAUUAUACCAGCCUCCCAAUUACUGGCAGCACAUUUGACUCAAUUGUAAAUGCAUCAAAGCCAUGGUACCCAAUAGUUUUUCGAACAAAUGGCGGCAUGGUAUCCUUACCUACACCAGACUUCAGUAUGCCAUAUAAUGUUAUAUGUUUAGCCUGUACUGUGGUCGCUUUAGCAUUUGGCCCGCUCAACAAUAUUUGUACCAAAGAAGUAGUCCUAAAAAUUAUUGUUGUUCCUGUUUCUUUGAGACAGAAAAUCUUUAAUAUUUUUAAAAAAAAGAAAGACUAAUUAAAUUAUAUCUGUUAUUUUAUUAAAUGAUAAAAUAUU
Molecule: messenger RNA, 1874 nt
Organism: Bicyclus anynana (squinting bush brown)
Lineage: Eukaryota; Metazoa; Arthropoda; Insecta; Lepidoptera; Nymphalidae
Gene: PIG-T
Product: GPI transamidase component PIG-T
Exons: 3
Coding region: 162-1835 (557 amino acids)
Biological process (GO): attachment of GPI anchor to protein
Cellular component (GO): GPI-anchor transamidase complex
Source: RefSeq, a predicted model, not a curated record